UGAGGGUUCUUGGUAAUGUCCCGCUUUAUCUAUCUGUCAAGCUCCCCUACACGUUUGAAAGCAAAAAACUAUAGUGCUGAAAUGAAAGCCCCAAAAUUAUAAUCAACAUUGUAAAAUUUUCAGCCAGCAUCGGCUUGCAAUUACCGCUAACUUCAGCUUUUCCCAAAGUCUUUGAAACCGAUUUGCAGUGAAAUACACGUAAAAUAAUUUUCUCUCUAUCUAGUAGGGGCAUAUCAGAGAUAGUUUGUAGGUCAUGUGACCUGAGUAUACUUAAAUGCUUUAACGAGAUCUAGAGGUUGAUUUCAUUGUCGACAGGUGAACACAAGCAGUCCUGCCGACUUUUCACAACAAUGCUGGGGAUCCUGUCCCUUUGAUAGCAACUAAGCAGAGCACCGAUAAAAUACAAAAGGAUGGAAUCAGUCAAUUUCCAAGCAGAUUCUAGUUUUAAAUCUUCAACCACUAAUAUAUACUUUCAGAUUUGUUUCCCCUCUAGAAGAUCCACGGCCAAGAAAUGCAUUGCGGUAUGAGAAAAUUCUCCUCUCUUGAAACGAGAUACAAUCCACUGAGGGACUGAUGUACUAAACGCUAAGUGUUGAGACAUGUAUUCAAAAGAACGAGGAACAACUUCAUAGAACUUACGAUCACUAGCGAGUUCUGCUUGAUAAUCAUCAACGUUUAAAGAGGAUGUUCUAAGUUUUUUAUACUAGCUCUACUUUAGCAUCUUGAUCAAUUCCUAGCUCAGGUAGUGCAUGGCGACCGUGAAAGUCAUUUCCAAGACAGUACAGUAAGAAGAGGCAGAUUUUCGGGUGGCUAAAGGUGAACUUUUGAUCAAAUUUUCGACAGUCAAAAUACUUUAUUUAAAAAUUUUCGGGCAUGACUAUGAUGCAAUAGAAAAAAUCCGAGUCCAAACCUAAGCCAAGAUGAUUUGCAAGUGACACCACAUCUCGAUCAGCUGUUUCACGGACAGCAUCAACAAUUUAAACACUACUUUUGCCAGAGUAAGAACAAUCACCUCGUUCUUUUUAAGCCGUUCAAUCUGAGAUUCGACCUUAUACUCAACGCCUUAAGCCGCUGUAAAACUCGAUCGUUACUAGUUGCUGCUCUGUACAAAAAUUAAGACAGUAUUCAUCACCUCUGAAGCAGAAUCUUUAGUCACAUCUUCGAUGGCUAACAAUUGUAAAUUAAAACUAUCUGGCACAAUAAAUACACAAUGGACGCUGAAUAAGGAAAAGAGGCAAAAUAACAAGACAAUGUAUGUCUAUAAGGUGCUAUAAACCUAAGUUUAUUCAUUACUACACAUCAGGUGACUAUUUCGGAUAACAUAAAUUGUUAAUACACAUUUAUUAUAUUAACAUCGAAAUGGGAGUACCCAAGUUGAAGAAGUUUGUGUCCAGUAGCAAAGGAUGGGACACAAUACAAGUGUCAGGCGAAGUAGUCAUCGAUGGCAACUCACUCUGCUAUAAUCUGAACAAACAGCAUGAGUGGAAGUUUGGAGGUGAUUACAAAGAGUUCUAUGAAACGGUUACAGUGUACAUUCGAGAGCUCAAGGCAUUAGGAAUAGAGCCGUACAUUGUGGUGGAUGGUAUGGAUCACGAUAACAGCAAGUAUCAGACGUACAUAGCGAGAAACGAAGAGCGUAUCAACGGAAUUGCUAACAGCCAAUCCCUAGGCACAGCACCACGCAACAUUGUUCGUCCACUGUUCAUACAUACUGUGUUUCUUGAUGCACUGAGAGACUUGAAGACAAAAUUCUUCAUAGCAGACGGAGAGGCAGAUCGAGAUAUUGCAUCACUUGCCAAUAGUUUAUCUUGCCCUGUUAUCAGCGAAGAUUCAGACUUCUUUAUUUUCAACAUUGAAGCUGGCUACAUACCAUUGACAGGUGGUGACCAACAAACACGAAUUGAUUUUCAAAAGCCAGUCAAACGAUUUCAGUAUAAAGAAUUCGAUAAAAGCUUAAAACUGAACGAAGAACAGCGGCUGUUCUUUCCUUUUAUCCUAGGCAAUGACUUCCAUAAGGGUGUUUCACGGUCCUCACUGCAAUUAACCUCACGCACACCACUCCACGACAUCUCAAGAAAACUAGCAAUGCUAGAUUUCAGCAAUGCAACUUUGACACGAUUCGUUUGUCCGAACCCCACAAGCCAGAUGGAAAAUAUCAAAUUGUACUACAGAGGGACAGCUCGAUCAUUUGAUGACCUUGCAUCUACCAGUUCACUUCUGGAGUUGUAUCCACACACCCCAGAGUGGAUCAUGCAGGAGUACAAGAAUGGUAGGUUCAUGGCUCCAAUAAUGAGUCUUGCAACUUGCCCUACUACAAAGCGGUGGCGACACACAAUAGUAGUCGAAGAUUUCAGUCAACAAAGCGCGUGGAAGGUUACAAAAAUUGGAAGAAAAUUUAUCAUUGGGGCUUUACUUGGUGACCAAGCAAACAAGCAUCAGAUAGUGACAACCGAAAUUAAGCCACCACCACCUAACAACUCAAAACUUGCAUUGGUGGACACCGAAGUCAUCUUAGCUCCAAAGCACACCAAAAUUCUACCUGUGCCACUAAAAGAUGUUCCACAAAUGCCAGUCACCGUUCGCAAAGAGAUAAUGUAUCGUGUGUUUCACUAUACAGAGCCUGCUGAGUCGGACAUUCCUGAGGGGCUACAGUUAGCCAUGAUCGCAGGGCGCUGCUGGGUACGUAAAGUAGUUUGCGACAAUACACACCUGAUUCAGUCGCUCGUAUGCUGUAUUCUAACCUGCUAUGGCCAUUUUCAAAUGAUUGAUCGAAAAGACGGAUGUAAGCUAGCUCAACAUGAGAUGCUGUUUUUUCUACACUCCUAUGCUCAGUGGCAGUGUCUACUACAUCACGUUAUCGCGUUUAACCAAGUUCUAAGCCACCCCUUUCCAUACACAAGCCCUGCUAGGCUAUUCUCUUCAAGUUUACUUCUACACUUCUACCAGCAGACCUCACAGGUCCUACAAGAAAAGAUUGACACAUUGGCAACGAGUAUGCUACAAAUAAUUACAGAGAGCAAGUAUUCUACUGAAAGUUUGAAAGAUAUUGAACUAGAGCCUUCGCAGACAAAGAAACGUCGCACUACAUACUGAACUAUAAGUAUAUAUAUAUAUCGUAAGGUGACAGGUAUUAUUAUUAAAUGCGACUUUAGAGUUUUAUACCGACCAUUUUUCAAAUUAUCCGUGAAUUUAGUUUCCUCUCAUUUGCUAACAUCACAUGCAGUAAAUGUUAAUAAAUUUAUAGAGUGCACAUAAUAUGCAAUAGUGUAUAUUGAAAUUUUAAUUGAAAUACAUUGAAGAUCAUAAAUGCACUAAAAACAUAGUGAUUCAGUAUCGUUAUGCAUACAAGCAACAAAGUCAUGCCACAGUGAAAGCAAAAUUAAAAUCAAUACAAUCCAUGCACAAUGAAAUGCAAAAAAUCGGUCACAACGAUUAAAGUGUUUAUGUGGUAAUAUUUCUCUUUACAACCAGCUCCAAGCCUAUAGUCAAAAUACAAGCUUCCACAAUUACGCUAUCAUGCACAAACCUGUUAAUAUACAGCAUUUUAUUAGAAUCUGUUCAUCUCUUUCGGGAAAAUGUGUUCCGACUCAAUGCAUGCAUGGUCAUGUAUGAACAGAGCCAUAUAUUAUGCCAACAGAAGGAACAGUUGUUGAUCACAACACCACGAAAGAAAAUUUACGGAACUAACUGUUCAUCUCAACAACA
Molecule: messenger RNA, 3705 nt
Organism: Halichondria panicea
Lineage: Eukaryota; Metazoa; Porifera; Demospongiae; Suberitida; Halichondriidae
Product: protein asteroid homolog 1-like
Exons: 1
Coding region: 1360-3093 (577 amino acids)
Source: RefSeq, a predicted model, not a curated record